This is a messenger RNA of Babesia bigemina, 996 nucleotides long. RefSeq names its product ribosomal protein L2, putative. Bases 1 to 996 code for a protein of 331 amino acids. Gene Ontology annotation, molecular function: structural constituent of ribosome; transferase activity; RNA binding. Gene Ontology annotation, cellular component: large ribosomal subunit; ribosome. The record is from RefSeq and is a predicted model, not a curated record. Gene Ontology annotation, biological process: cytoplasmic translation. NCBI's taxonomy places the organism in Eukaryota, Apicomplexa, Aconoidasida, Piroplasmida, Babesiidae. The transcript is spliced from 6 exons.
AUGCGGUGCUGGUUGCAUAUCAACGAUUUCUCUAAACGACUCUUUUCCACGGCAUAUGGCAACUGCAAGCGUAACAUACCUAUCGCAAUAGACUUCGAUGCGGGUCGAUCGCGUGUCGCUAUUCAGAAGCCACUUCUGCCGACACCUCUGACACAGGAUGCCAACAGCCGAAUUUUGAAGGCAGUAGGUUCUCAUCAGCCGCUGGCGAAAUGCCGUGUGGUUGAGCAGUUGUCGGUCCGCCGAGUUAAGUUCGGCGGACGGAAUGACACGGGACGCAUAACAACUCGCCACCGAGGUGGAGGUCACGUCCAACGACUCAGGCUUAUUGAUUUCAAAAGACAACGCAAGGACGUUCCAGCGACUGUCCUCAGGAUAGAGUACGACCCUACUCGUAGUGCGCACGUCGCAUUGCUUCAGUAUGUCGAUGGCGUGCUGAGUUACAUCCUCUGCCCCGCCGGCGUGAGGCCGGGGACUAUUCUGGUGGCUAGCGCAUCAGCUCCCAUCGAACCCGGUAACUGUAUGCCACUGCGCAAUAUCCCGGUUAAAUCGAUCGUCCACAAUGUGGAGCUGAGGCCUGGCGCGGGAGGUCAAAUCGCAAGGGCAGGAGGCACGUAUGUCACGGUAGUUGAGAAAGAUGAUACCUUUGCUACAAUAAGGAUGGCUUCCACGGAGCUUCGUAGAUUUCCACUAGACUGUUGGGCAACCCUGGGGCAGGUCUCCAACAUUGAGCAUGCUAAGCGGGUGCUCAAAAAGGCUGGUACCAGAAGAAAUUUAGGAUGGAGGCCGUCAGUAAGGGGUAUAGCAAUGAAUCCUAAUGCACAUCCGCAUGGUGGAGGAACAAGCAAAAGUGGCACUAAACGACCGAGAUGCUCCAUAUGGGGAAUAUGUCGUUCAGGAUUUAGAACGAGAAGCAAAGAGAAACCACUUGGUUUGAUUAUGAAACGUAAGCUUUGCGGUCGGCUUAUGAAAAAAUACGGUAUAUCAAAAAAUACGUAG